AUGGCUCAGACACAACUGAAAGUGGAAAACAAGGCCGAGUCUAACUUUGAAGAAAAGGAAAUCAAAUCUGCGCUCAAGGGAAGCAAUUCCACAAUCACCUCGACCACUAAUUCCACUGCCUCAUCUCGCGUACAAUUUAGAAUAUUUGUAGGAUCGUAUGAGCACAACUUGUUGUGUCUCUCCGUGAUUCUAGAUCCUUCUGGAACCAAAGAACCCAUUUUCCAGCCAAUUUUCCAUUUCCAAGCUCAUGCGUUGUCGAUCAAGUCCAUGGACCUCGCCAAGAGAUAUUUAGUCACUGGAUCAAAUGAUGAGCAUAUAAGGAUUUAUGACUUGCAGAAAAGGAAGGAGCUAGGCACUUUGUUGAGCCACCAAGGUACAAUUACUGCAUUGAGAUUUUCAAGAGAGGCUACUGAGGAGGCAGAGAAUGCUUCUUCGGGAAGAUGGCUAUUGUCAGGAUCAGAAGAUGGGAAAAUCAUCAUUUGGAGAACCAAGGACUGGGAAAUUUUCGCUACAUUGAAAGGGCACACUGACAAAAUCAAUGACUUGAGCAUACAUCCUAGUGGGCGUGUUGCUAUUAGUGUAUCGCAAGACAAGACGAUCAGAUUGUGGAACUUGAUGACAGCCAAAAAGGCAGCCGUUUUGAAAAUAAAAGGUAAGGAUCAUUUAGGACAGCUGGGUGAAUUUGUUAAAUGGAGCCACACUGGUGACUACUUUGUCGUUGGGUUGCACAAUCAAGUCCUCUUGUACAAGACUUCUACUGCUAAAAUUGUGAAAAAAUACAAGUUCAAAUCAACAGUGAUGUGUAUUGACUUGUUAAAAAUUGAUGAUAAAGAGUGGUUGGUUAUCGGCUUUGGAGAUGGGUCAAUUGGAUUUUACGAUUUCGAAACCUUGUUGAACAAUAUUGGAGAUGACGCUGAAGACCAAGAGCAAAAAAUUUUGGACAACAAAGCUGAAGUUAUUGAGCCUAUUUUCACCCUCAGAGGCCACACCAAUCGUAUAAAAGGUAUUACUUUUAUGCAAAAUCAAGAUACACAGAACGUACCACUUUUGAUAUCGGUUUCGUCAGAUGGUAAGAUUGUGGUUUGGAACUUGACCUUGAAAGAUCAAGUUGCAGUUUACGAUACAGGGGAAAGGUUAAACUGUGUUGUGUGUGCACCGGAAAGUGUUGAGAAAGUUGAUACAAUGAAGAGAAGAUUUGGUUCAUUAGAUGAGUUGAAAGGGGAAGAGCAGCCCGAUGUUAGUGAGUCGGAAUAUGAAACAGAUGGUGAAGAAAUCAAAUCGAUUAUGAAAGGACCAACCAAAAAGGGAAAGAAAAAGAGUAAAAAGUCAAAGAAAAGAAAAGUCAAUGUUACUCUUGAGUAA
Lodderomyces theae is the source of this 1362-nucleotide messenger RNA. RefSeq lists its product as uncharacterized. The record is from RefSeq and is a predicted model, not a curated record. The coding region runs from base 1 to 1362 and encodes 453 amino acids. Gene Ontology annotation, molecular function: protein binding. The transcript has a single exon. Lineage: Eukaryota; Fungi; Ascomycota; Pichiomycetes; Serinales; Debaryomycetaceae.